UUUGAGCAAAGUCAUUUUUAAAAAAUAUUUAAAGGUUAUUUGUCUGUGGUGGCCAUCUUGAAUUGAUUCAAACUAAUCAGUUGAAGGUGUUAAUCCAACUGCCUGUAAGUUUACUUUAAGCCUGUCCAGUGGUUGAUGAGAUAUUUUGCUAACAAACACACACAGAGACAAUAUGUUUUUUUUUUUUCCUGUGGGUAAAUUUAAUUUAUUUACCAACAUUCAGGAUAAAAACCGCAACGUGUGUUGAUCAAGUGCCUUCAGGGGAGCUGAAACCUGACGGGGUUUUGGGGAAGAAUACACUUGCGGACUGACCUCGGACACGCUCCCCUGUUGCAUGGGGCCCCCCGGGGUCCCCCCCUCCACUGAACCCUCCCUCCCCCCUGCAGUGGGACCAAUAGAGACGCUGCACCUGUAUCCAGUGCGCCUGUCCCGUUUGGAACAAAGUUGGCAGCGCAAAGCGUAACGCUGCGUGCGUUUCAAGGGCAAAAAAAAAAAAAAGAAAUUAAAGAAAAGGGGGACACUGAGAGGAGAGCGACCACAAUAACAAAGUGCCACCGUUUUCAUGUGUUUGUGUGUUUGUGUGUGUGUGUUUGUGUGUGUGCGCACUGCUGCAGCUGCACCUCGAUGUCAAGAGAGGAGGAUUGGAGCUUUAUUUAUAAGGGAGGAGGUGGGGAAAGGAGAAACGGUGAGACGCGCCUGGAGAGGAAACGUCACAUUUUCAUUUGGAGCGACAGUGUGGUGAAAACCUGACCGAGCCCAGAUAGAGAGAGGAGGGAUAUGCGGCACUGUCCACGCGCUAAAAAAAGAACCUCGCGGAUCUUUUACCGGAUGAAGCGGAUGAUGUGAUCCGUUUUUACCUCCUUUCCUUUUGUUUGUUUGCUUAAAGACACGCAGGAUUUGACGAUCGCACCACGUUUCAGCGGGAGUCUAUUAAUCCUUGCGUCACGCCGGCUGGAACCCCUCAUUUACCUCACCACCGUCAGAUCAGGAUUAAAUAAAAACUGAACCCAAAACAUAAAAACAGGCCUUGUUUUUUUUUUUAAACAAAGUUAAUAUAAUUUUCAAAAGGAACAAAAAGAAAAAAGGGGGGCCUCUUUUUCUCUCUCCUGGUGCCAAGGUUAUAGGAUCUUACAGAGAAGGGUGUGUUUUUAAUUUGGUGUUAAACUUGUUGGAAACUGAUCCUGGGUAAUGUCUCUGCUGUAAAUAAGAGGCAGAUGCAAAAGAGCAAAGUUAAUAUUCCAACAGUGAUGAUGCCACCCCGGGAGCGCUUCCAGGGCAGGGAGACUGGAGAAUGAAAGCUGGAUUUCUGCGUUUUUAAACAGGAGAAGGAAGCAAAGAGAAGACGUUUAUUUUUUAAAUACUUUUUUAAGUGCGCCUUUUUUGUCUGUUUUUUUUUUUUUUUACUCCCGCACAAUGGGGAUUAUGCUUCAAGUUAUUUUAGGAAUGUUUCAGUUCCUGCUGCUCACCAGAAUACCGACCUUCCACGCCAAGCUUGCUCACUGGCGACCUGCAGACUCCCCCAAAUCCAGAGAAGGUCGAGAAGUGCGGCGCUGGUUGGAAGUGUAUUCCCGCAGCGGCUGCGAGCCUCGAGAAACGCUGGUGGAGGUUUGGAGGGAGCUGCCAGACGAGAUCCACCACCUCUUCAUCCCGUCCUGCGUGUCUGUGAGGCGGUGUGGUGGCUGCUGUGCUGACGAGGCCUUGGAGUGUGUACCUUUGCUCACGCACACACUCACCAUGGAGCUGAUGAGAACGUCCUUCAUGAAACACGAGCUAAUUGAGCUGCCCUUCGUCGAGCACAGUCAGUGCGAGUGCAGAUUAAAAGAACAGCUCCAGCCAGCACCAUCUACAAGGCCCGACCUAAAGCCGGCCAGAAAACAGAAGAAAGGGGAGGGCAGGAGGCCCAAACAGAAGAAGCCCGAGAGAACCGUAACCCAGGCUCCUUCGGCUCCUCCUUCCACGCCCUCUCCUCCUCCUUCAUCGCCUCCUCCUACCACUCUACCUCCUUCGCCCUCUCCCUCCCCGACCCCUCGAUGCCGCCCCUGCAGAGGAAGGAAGUGGGCCCUGGACGCGACGUCGUGUCGGUGCCGCUGCACCGUCAGAGCUGAGAGCUGCAGCCGGAGAGGCCUGAGGCUCAACGGUCGUCGCUGCAAAUGUGAAGCAACCAGGACUUGACAGGUCCAGCCACUUUCUUCCAACUCCACUCGAUUCAUCUCCCGCUCUCAGCAUCAGCAUCGAUGCCCGAACAUCCAGCAUCCCGGACCAACGGGUGUAUUAGUAGAAGCGCACACUAGGACCUGUACGAGUGCACCAUUACACCCUAAACGUGCUGUGUUUCUGCAUGUGUGCGAGCACCCCCCACCCCCACCCCACCCCACCCUCGCCCACCCUUGCUUCCGUGGCAAAGCUUUCAUGUACACGUGUCACACGAGUGGAGGAAGGUAUAAAUGACCACUUUGAGAAGCUCGUGAACAGCGUCUGGAGGCGAACGUUUUCUGCUGUGUCGUUUUAGAGACUGGACGAAAGAGACCAGGUGAAAAAGAAAAAAAAGGAAUGGUUGGACAAAAACAAACUGAAUGAACGGGACAGACAGGUGUGUUAAACAUCAACACUUCAAUGAAAGAUUUCACUAAUUGGCGUCGAGGAAACUGCGAAUUAAGAGGAAUCUCAGCUGCCACGAGCUUUUAAAAGACAGAUAAACUGUGAGACAGAGCAGAAGGAUAUAGGACGAGGACAUGAGCUGGCACCCCGGCGUCUGUGGACUUAUAGCUGAGCUGCCUGCUGGGACGGACGGCGUCUGUGUGGUCUCCUCGCUGAAAGACCCAGAUGGGCUAUCCCCGCACCCGUUCACUCUCAUUCAAAGCGUCUGACCACGGGGCUGGCUCUCCAAGCCGCUUUCCGGCAUUUGUUUAACUCGAGCCCUUUGUGUCCAUCGCUCCUCAGCUCCUCGAUUGAAAGGAGCCGCUUUGCCUCGCUUUUCCUCUCUUCGCCUCUCUUUUGAGGCGGUGAGGAGAAUGACAAUAAUGAGGCCUGGCGGCUCUCCACCGCUUUACACACACACACACACACACACACACACACACACACACACACACACAC
Messenger RNA from Austrofundulus limnaeus, 3096 nucleotides. It is a transcript of the gene vegfba, whose product is annotated as vascular endothelial growth factor Ba. Lineage: Eukaryota; Metazoa; Chordata; Actinopteri; Cyprinodontiformes; Rivulidae. Gene Ontology annotation, molecular function: heparin binding; vascular endothelial growth factor receptor binding; chemoattractant activity. Gene Ontology annotation, biological process: positive regulation of endothelial cell proliferation; response to hypoxia; positive regulation of angiogenesis. Gene Ontology annotation, cellular component: membrane. Bases 1414 to 2172 code for a protein of 252 amino acids. The transcript is spliced from 8 exons. The record is from RefSeq and is a predicted model, not a curated record.